CUGCUUUCUAUUCUCGUCUGUGUCUUUGAGUCUAUCGCAACUUCACUAACCGUCUUCCGGAGUGUCCAAGCUCUGCACGCGCAAGGUCAGAGCCGGAAUAAGAAGAAUACAUUCCAUUACUUAGUGCUCGAACAGGGUGUGCUCUAUUUCGGUGUGGUAUCGUUAUUUACAAUUGCGGCCGUGAUCCUUAACUUUGUAUGUUUUGGUGGCUUCUUUCAACGCCUACUGAACGCCUUUACGCUCCCGGUCUCUGGUCUCCUCACUGCGCGUUUCCUCCUCCACAUUCGUGCAUAU
Messenger RNA from Heterobasidion irregulare TC 32-1, 294 nucleotides. RefSeq lists its product as uncharacterized. The record is from RefSeq and is a predicted model, not a curated record. Lineage: Eukaryota; Fungi; Basidiomycota; Agaricomycetes; Russulales; Bondarzewiaceae. The annotation marks the transcript as partial. The transcript is spliced from 4 exons.